AUAUAUACGUAGCUAUACAUGUGGAGUGCGUCUUGCUAUCCAACGGUUAGUGGUCGACCGACCAGCUAUGCAUCCACUCGUAAUCUUGUAAAACAUAGUUGUGACAAAUUGAAGAUUUAUUAAAUACAAAACAUAUAUAGAAAUCGAAGAAAAUCUCAUAAACGGCGAAGAUGUCGUGGGCGUGCAACCCAGCUGUGACGUCUAUGAUCCUGGACAGCUACCAGGUAGCCGGUCCACUAUUUGUGCAGACUCUCCAGACUUUGUUCGCAGCCCAAUGUGCUCUAACAAGCGACCAUCUAUGGCCCGAUGACGCUACAGAAUCGGUCCUCCAAGAUCCAAACUACGACUUCAUAGUAGUGGGCGCCGGUUCAGCAGGAUCCGUGGUCGCCAACCGAUUAAGUGAAGUGCCAGAUUGGAAAGUGCUACUCGUCGAAGCUGGGGGCAACCCUGCGUUAACUACUGAAGUUCCACAACUAUUCUACAGUAAUAUGGGUACUUCGUUAGAUUGGGGAUAUAAAACGGAGCCUCAAAAUGCUUGUAGAAGCUACACAACGAAGGGCUGUGCUUGGCCUCGAGGAAAAGUGUUGGGAGGAAGCAGCAGUAUAAACGGCAUGUUCUACGUCAGAGCCAACAAGGCCGACUACGACGAGUGGGCAGCUGACGGCAACUAUGGAUGGAGCUACGAUGAAAUUUUACCAUAUUUCAAGAAAAGUGAAAAUUUCACUGGAGAAUUCACUGAAGAACGAAGCAAAUAUCACGGUCGGGAUGGUCCAAUUAAUAUUGUCGAACCUACAGAACCAAACGUAUUCGAACAACUUAUUAUACAAGCCGCUGUAGAAAUUGGACUGAAGAAUUUAAGUGAUGUUAACGGUGCUGAACAAAUGGGUAUAACAGCAUGCCAAUCUAAUAUUAAAGACAACUAUAGAUACAGUACCGCAAGAGCCUUUUUGAGCAAUGUUAGGGACAGAAAAAACCUGCAUGUGAUGAAAAAUGCCCUUGUCACUAAAGUUUUGUUCCAUCCAGGCACGAAAUCAGUAAAAGGUAUACAGAUUAGUAAAGAUGGACAAGAUAUUAUUGUAAACGCAAAGAAAGAGGUUAUAUUAUCAGGUGGGGCCAUCAAUUCUCCACAAAUUUUAAUGCUGUCAGGUAUUGGACCAAAACAACAUUUAGAAGAUUUGGAUAUAGAAGUUAUUGAAGAUUUACCUGUGGGUGAAAAUUUACAAGACCAUGUGUUUGCUCCCGUGUUCUAUUCGAAGGAGGCUGGUGAAUAUUCGACUUCGAUUGAAGCUAUAUCGGCUGCAUUUGUGGAGUACCUUUUAAAAGGAACGGGGCUAUUUAAGAAUACUAGCCCACAUAGGGUCAUCAGCUUCAUGAACACCACCCAUCCUGAUUCUUCAAUGCCGGAUAUUCAACACCAUCAUUUAGUUAUGCCACCUAGUGUCUCGAAUAUGGUUGACGUUUUCGAAAAGCACGGUUUCGACGAUAAUAUUUACCAACAAUACUCGGAGAUAAACAAGAACAACUUUAUGAUGCAUGUGUACAGUGUUGUAUUACGGCCAAAAUCGAAAGGGAAAAUUAUUUUAAAAAGCAAGAACCCUCAUGAGUACCCACUGAUACACGCAAACUACUUCGAUGACCCAGAAGAUGUAAAGACUAUGAUACGAUCAAUGAGGCAAUACGCAUUGAAGUUAGGUGAAACAAAGACGUUUGAAGCGGCUGGAUGGAAACUGAAAUGGCUGAAGAUCGACACGUGUGACGCGUUUGAGAAGACUACUGAUGAAUACUUGGAAUGUAUAGCGAGGGAGCUUACGUUUUCUCUGUACCACCCGACAAGUACUGUGAAGAUGGGUCCUAAGACUGACAAGGGGGCCGUGGUCGACCCAGAGUUGAGGGUGUACAACGUAAAAGGCCUAAGAGUGAUAGACGCCAGUAUAAUGCCGGAUAUUGUUCGAGGAAACACUAAUGCGCCCACAAUCAUGAUUGCGGAGAGGGGAUCAGAUAUGAUCAAAGAAGCAUGGCUGAACAAACACACUGAACUUUGAUGCGUGGCUUGAGUACACCAUGUUAUGGCAGUACGCAAUAAAUUGUGAUAAAUGUUACAUGUAAAUAAUAAAAUAAAUUUAUUUUUUAUUAA
Messenger RNA from Spodoptera frugiperda (fall armyworm), 2134 nucleotides. RefSeq names its product glucose dehydrogenase [FAD, quinone]-like. Lineage: Eukaryota; Metazoa; Arthropoda; Insecta; Lepidoptera; Noctuidae. The record is from RefSeq and is a predicted model, not a curated record. The coding region runs from base 171 to 2042 and encodes 623 amino acids. The transcript has 4 exons. Gene Ontology annotation, molecular function: flavin adenine dinucleotide binding; ecdysone oxidase activity.